AUGACUGCUAUUGGGGUCAAGCAGUUAUUCAAGAAAGGUCAAGCUAUAUGGGCUCACUCGUUCACUAUAUCAACAGCAAAAACACAGUCAGAAGAGAAUAUACCUGCAGCUAUUCAACAAGUGCUGAAGGAGUUCCCAGAUGUCUUUGCUGAGCCCAAGACCUUGCCUCUAAGGAGAAAUCAUGACCACUUCAUUCCUCUGAAAUCAGAAGCAAAUCCAGUUAGCAUCAGGCCCUACAGGUAUAAUUUUUUCCAAAAAAAUGAAAUAGAAAAGCAAGUAAAUGAAAUGCAUCAGAAUGGGAUUAUUCAGCCCAGCCAUUCACUAUUCUCUUCACCUGUUUUACUGGUGAAAAAGAAGGAUGGUUAUUACAGAAGAUUUAUUAAGUCCUAUGGGGUUAUCAGUAGACCAUUAACUAAUCUGUUAAAGAAGAAUGGAUUUCUUUGGGAUGAUGAUUCUGAAGCAGCUUUUCAAGCACUUAAGGAAGCCAUGACUACUGCUCCUGUGUUAGCUUUGGCUGAUUUCAAUGAGCACUUUGUGAUAGAAACUGAUGCAUGUUCUAGUGGGAUGGGAGCAGUCCGGAUGCAACAAGGGAGACCUAUAGCCAUUUUCAACAAGGCAUUGGCACCUAGACACAUGGGGUUGUGUCUACCUAUGAGAAGGAGUAUAUGGCUAUUUUUUCAGCUGUAG
This is a messenger RNA of Nicotiana attenuata, 687 nucleotides long. RefSeq lists its product as uncharacterized. The record is from RefSeq and is a predicted model, not a curated record. The transcript is spliced from 2 exons. The coding region runs from base 1 to 687 and encodes 228 amino acids. Lineage: Eukaryota; Viridiplantae; Streptophyta; Magnoliopsida; Solanales; Solanaceae.